Haemonchus placei is the source of this 408-nucleotide messenger RNA. The record is from the annotation of a GenBank genome assembly. NCBI's taxonomy places the organism in Eukaryota, Metazoa, Nematoda, Chromadorea, Rhabditida, Trichostrongylidae.
AUGUUUUGUUUCUCUUUCAGUCGAUACUGCGAUAUGUUGGAAAAAUGUAACGAGGCCGUGAAAGGAGCACAUAAGUACAUCAAAGACUCGAAAGCACAAGAUUUCCUUAGACAGAACAAGCUGUGCCCACCACCCAAAGGACACUGGACAAUGACUUUCUCAAAAGUGUUCUCUUCAGAAGAUCUUCCUAAAUCAUUCUUUGGCCCACUUCAAUCGAAUGAAUACUGGCUGACCUUCUCCUUCACUGAUGGACGAGACAAGAAACUUGGUUGUGCUCGAUUGUGGGUUGAUGUGUGCAAAUACCAUCUGCAAGACAAAGCGCAAAAAUGUCUACGAGACCCCAACGCUUUCAAGAACUUCAUCAACGAGAUCUCCUCACAGGCCGAACAGAUCAGAAAUAGGGGCUAA